AUGCAAUUAAUCACAUCAUCUGUCGUCAUUGUCCUUGGUUACUUCGCAGCAUCCGCUGCCGCUGCUGACUGCAAUCCAUCCUAUAACGUUACGGCGGGCCCAGAAUGCAUUAGCAACUGCAGACAGAAAGCUGGCAGUGCCAUGUGGUCUGACUACACCACCGAUCCUACUUCUCCCAAUUAUAUUGAAUCACUGUCCUACGAGUGUGUGAAGGGAACGCCAACCUAUACCACGUUCAUGACCCAAUCCGGCAUUUGUAUGAUGAGCUGUAGUUCCGAUGAUCAAGCAGACUAUGGAAACCGUGAACAUACUGAAGCAUGCGCCUGGUACACGGAACACAGCAGUGAUACCUGCGCUGGUGCCAGUGGAAGUGGCUCCACUGCUUCAGCCUCCGGUAGCGAUGCUUCAGCCUCCGGCAGCGACUCAUCAGAAGAAACGACGGACGAAUCUGCUGCAAACAGUGUUAAAAUGGGUAGCUUGAUGGUUUCCGUCGCUGCUGCAGGUGUUGCCGCCUUGUUACUUUAG
This is a messenger RNA of Zychaea mexicana, 525 nucleotides long. RefSeq lists its product as uncharacterized. NCBI's taxonomy places the organism in Eukaryota, Fungi, Mucoromycota, Mucoromycetes, Mucorales, Lichtheimiaceae. The transcript is spliced from 2 exons. The record is from RefSeq and is a predicted model, not a curated record. The coding region runs from base 1 to 525 and encodes 174 amino acids.